GAGACUAGUUUUGCCCAAUCAGGAUCCGCAAAUCCUGAAGUCGCAUCUCCAUUGGUUGAAAUGAAGCUGCACUCUUAACCUAUGACAUGUCUGCUUUUUCGCGCCCAAUAUGGUUAUAAAAAGCGCCACCCGUAGAUUUUGGCUUUACUUGUAACAGGUAGGGAACUGAUCCAGGUCAGUAUGUCUGGACGCGGCAAGCAGGGAGGCAAAGCUCGCGCCAAAGCCAAGACCCGCUCUUCCCGGGCCGGCCUUCAGUUCCCCGUGGGCCGAGUGCACCGUCUGCUCCGCAAGGGCAACUAUGCCGAGCGGGUCGGAGCCGGCGCCCCGGUGUACCUGGCGGCGGUGCUGGAGUAUCUGACCGCCGAGAUCCUGGAGCUGGCGGGCAACGCGGCUCGCGACAACAAGAAGACGCGCAUCAUCCCGCGCCACCUGCAGCUGGCCAUCCGCAACGACGAGGAGCUCAACAAGCUGCUGGGCAAAGUCACCAUCGCUCAGGGCGGCGUCCUGCCCAACAUCCAGGCCGUGCUGCUGCCCAAGAAGACCGAGAGCCACCACAAAGCCAAGUGAGGAGCGAGGUUAGGAAAACCGAAAAACAAAGGCUCUUUUCAGAGCCACUUAAA
Messenger RNA from Microcebus murinus (gray mouse lemur), 620 nucleotides. The record is from RefSeq and is a predicted model, not a curated record. Lineage: Eukaryota; Metazoa; Chordata; Mammalia; Primates; Cheirogaleidae.